Molecule: messenger RNA, 1346 nt
Organism: Neltuma alba
Lineage: Eukaryota; Viridiplantae; Streptophyta; Magnoliopsida; Fabales; Fabaceae
Exons: 1
Coding region: 76-1068 (330 amino acids)
Source: RefSeq, a predicted model, not a curated record
UUCUUGCCGGAACGUCGAGAUCCCCAUUUCUCCGGUUAAAAUCAUAAACUGAAGUAGAGUGUUUUUCACUUCACAAUGGAGUUUCUCUCCUUCGCCGUCGCGGCUGGUGGAUUCAUCUUCAUUGGGGCUCAUGAAGCUUUUCACGCUUCUUCCCUCCAUGCCCAUGUUCCUCCUCCUCAUCCCAAUUCUCUUCACUCAACCACAGCUUCUUCUAAACCGAAUUCUCAAAUUAAGAAAACCUCCGCUCCCUCCUCCCUGUCUUUCCUCUUUGUCUCCGUCUUUUCCUUUUUCGUUAUUGUAAAUUCCUUGGUAUCACUUAUGGAUGCUCAAAUCUCCCGCGACCCUGUUGGAUCAGCCCUUCAAUUGCAAGUGUUAGCCGUUGCUUUGAUUUUCCUAUUGUACUCCGUCCUUGGUCUUAUGGUUCAUGCCUCGAAUUCUUUUCAUUUGCCUUCCUCGUUGCUCGGCUUGGUUGGGGUUUUUGCUUUUGUGGAAGAAUUUUUGUUGUUUUACCUUCAGAGGAAAGACCCCAGUGGAGUAGAAAAUCGUUAUUAUGAUCUGUUGCUAGUGCCUAUCGCCGUCUGUGUAUUAUCUACAACCUUUGAAUUGCAUUCCCCGAUAUCGAAUCUGCCAAGACUGACUCGUGGGUUUGGAUUGAUUUUACAAGGAACGUGGUUUCUCCAAAUGGGUUUGUCGUUUUUUACUAGUUGGAUGGCUCAUGGCUGCUCCUUGCGCAAAGUGAGCAGAGGGAAUUACACUAUAUGGUGUAAGGGACACCCUGAAUUUCACAGAGGUAGAGCAAUCGCUACGCUUCAAUUCAAUUGCCAUCUUGCCCUCAUAGUGGUAUUGUUUGUUGGGUUUUUCUCGACAGUCUCUUGGAAAAAUGGAAUUCCCGUGAAUUCUACGCAAUAUAGGCCCAUCGGAGCGGAAAUGCAGUCUUUUCAGAAUUCCGCUCAUUUCACUUUGGAUUCUGACGAUGAUGGCGACGGAGAGAUUAAAGAAGACAAUUCGGCGUUGCAGAAGUCAAGUGUGGUGGAAUCGGGCAUGAAUGGUUUCAGCUCUCAUCAUUGAGAUUGAUCAAUCUUAUUAGAUGUGGCGAAUGAAUUGAUGAAUCAUACGAUUCUAGUAGAACUGUCCUCCCUUUUGCUCUUGGCAGGAUAAUAAAAUCACUUUGUAUAAAUGAAUUUAUAUUAUAUAUUUGUUCGUGUUAUUAACUUCUAAUUUUGCUUUUGAGUCUAUGUGGCGUUAUAUCUGCAACUUCUGGAACUGAAUGCUGAUUUUUACCCUGUCCUUAUAAGUUUGUAUGACGUGAUUCUGUGUAGUUAAAAAUAUAAGUUCUUUCUUGAUGA